Messenger RNA from Gilbertella persicaria, 567 nucleotides. RefSeq lists its product as uncharacterized. The record is from RefSeq and is a predicted model, not a curated record. The transcript has 2 exons. Lineage: Eukaryota; Fungi; Mucoromycota; Mucoromycetes; Mucorales; Choanephoraceae. The annotation marks the transcript as partial.
CUUUUAUUACGAUUUGGCAUAGCAUGGCACCCAGAAACAAAAUUACAUUGGGCUUAUCCCAGCAUCAAAAAAGUCCAUCAUGGUUUUGGAUAUUAUAUCACACUCAAGAAAAAAAUUGCUCUCUUACUUGAGAAAGGAGGCUAUAAAGCAACAUUUCGAGGUAAUGCUACCUAUCGCUCAGACAUGACACAACAUAUCGAGACAACACUCUUUCAACAAGCAUGGUAUGAAUUCAAACAACAUCCCAUAGAUACAUAUGAUCUUUUAGUACCCCAUUCUUCUUCUGAUUGGAUACCAGCACAACAUAGGCAUCCUAUGGGCUAUCAAUGUAUUCUCGUAUUUGAUUCUGUUCUAUCCAACACACCGAGUUUUCAUCAGGUUCAGCUCAAAGACACAAUACAAAAAAAUGUACCUUGUUAUCAUGUACAUCAGUUUUGGUCUACUCAGGAGACAGAUCAUAUCAAACAACAUUUUGGUCAGUCUCCAGUUGUGUUGGGUGUGCCUAAAUCCAUAGAGACUGUACAAUUAAGCAUUGAUUUAUGGCGAUGUCAACAAUGGCUUUAUUAG